Enhydra lutris kenyoni (northern sea otter) is the source of this 2673-nucleotide messenger RNA. RefSeq names its product RNA binding motif protein 47. The transcript is spliced from 4 exons. The coding region runs from base 28 to 1803 and encodes 591 amino acids. Gene Ontology annotation, cellular component: nucleus. The record is from RefSeq and is a predicted model, not a curated record. Lineage: Eukaryota; Metazoa; Chordata; Mammalia; Carnivora; Mustelidae. Gene Ontology annotation, molecular function: mRNA binding.
CCUGCAGCCGUGGAUGCCUUUGACAUUAUGACUGCAGAGGAUUCCACCGCAGCCAUGAGCAGCGACUCGGCCGCCACGUCCUCCGCCAAGGUGCCGGAGGGCGUGGCCGGCGCGCCCAACGAGGCGGCGCUGCUGGCGCUGAUGGAGCGCACGGGCUACAGCAUGGUGCAGGAGAACGGGCAGCGCAAGUACGGCGGGCCGCCGCCCGGCUGGGAGGGCCCGCACCCGCAGCGCGGCUGCGAGGUCUUCGUGGGCAAGAUCCCGCGCGAUGUGUACGAGGACGAGCUGGUGCCUGUGUUCGAGGCGGUGGGCCGCAUCUACGAGCUGCGCCUCAUGAUGGACUUCGACGGCAAGAACCGCGGCUACGCCUUCGUCAUGUACUGCCACAAGAGCGAGGCCAAGCGCGCCGUGCGCGAGCUCAACAACUACGAGAUCCGCCCGGGCCGCCUGCUCGGCGUGUGCUGCAGCGUGGACAACUGCCGCCUCUUUAUCGGCGGCAUCCCCAAGAUGAAGAAGCGCGAGGAGAUCCUGGAGGAGAUCGCCAAGGUCACCGAGGGCGUGCUGGACGUGAUCGUCUACGCCAGCGCGGCGGACAAGAUGAAGAACCGCGGCUUUGCCUUCGUCGAGUACGAGAGCCACCGCGCUGCCGCCAUGGCGCGCCGCAAGCUCAUGCCCGGCCGCAUCCAGCUCUGGGGCCACCAGAUCGCCGUGGACUGGGCUGAGCCCGAGAUCGACGUGGACGAGGACGUGAUGGAGACCGUCAAGAUCCUCUACGUGCGCAACCUCAUGAUCGAGACCACGGAGGACACCAUCAAGAAGAGCUUCGGCCAGUUCAACCCGGGCUGCGUGGAGCGCGUCAAGAAGAUCCGCGACUACGCCUUCGUGCACUUCGUCAGCCGCGAGGACGCCGUGCACGCCAUGAACAACCUCAACGGCACCGAGCUGGAGGGCUCGUGCCUCGAGGUGACGCUGGCCAAGCCUGUGGACAAGGAGCAGUACUCCCGCUACCAGAAGGCGGCCAAGGGCGGCGGCGUGGCAGAGGCGGCAGCGCAGCAGCCCAGCUACGUGUACUCGUGCGACCCCUAUACGCUGGCUUACUACGGCUACCCCUACAACGCGCUCAUCGGGCCCAACAGAGACUACUUUGUGAAAGCAGGCAGCAUAAGAGGCCGGGGUCGAGGUGCAGCUGGCAACAGAGCCCCAGGGCCCAGGGGUUCCUACCUCGGGGGAUAUUCGGCUGGCCGUGGUAUAUAUAGCCGGUAUCAUGAAGGGAAAGGAAAGCAACAAGAAAAAGGAUUUGAGCUUGUGCCGAAUUUGGAAAUCUCUGCUGUCAAUCCCGUUGCCAUUAAACCUGGUACAGUAGCCAUCCCUGCCAUCGGGGCCCAGUACUCCAUGUUUCAGGCAGCGCCAGCCCCUAAAAUGAUCGAGGACGGGAAAAUCCACACAAUGGAGCACAUGAUCAGCCCCAUCGCCGUGCAGCCAGACCCAGCCAGCGCCGCUGCGGCCGCCGCUGCCGCCGCUGCCGCCGCCGCUGUCAUUCCCACCGUGUCCACGCCGCCACCCUUCCAGGGCCGCCCGAUUACCCCCGUGUACACGGUGGCUCCGAACGUUCAGAGAAUUCCCACUGCUGGAAUCUACGGGGCCAGUUACGUCCCGUUCGCUGCUCCGGCCACUGCCACGAUCGCCACACUACAGAAGAAUGCGGCCGCUGCCGUGUACGGAGGCUACGCGGGCUACAUACCUCAGGCCUUCCCCGCCGCUGCUAUCCCAGUGCCCAUCCACGACGUCUACCAGACAUACUGACACUGGCGAGGAGAGUGCAGGCAGACCACAGACUACCCCUGAAGGAACACUUUACUAUUUAUGAAGAAAGAACGUGCGGCAUUACCGCACUCAUGAAACCUGAAAGUGAAGAAUGUUAUCCAGUAUCAUCCUGAAAGAUUUUAUAUUCAUGAAGUUUCCACUAGUUGUUGUUGUUGUUGUUGUUUUUUAAAGACUGUUUUCCACUUAGCAGACCCUGUUCAUACAUUUCUAAGAGACUCGUGACGGUUCGUGCCUUAAUACCAUCUCUCAGAAAUUUGUACGCCGUUAGUAUAUUUGUAUAGAGGUUUUUGUUUUUGUAUUUUUAAGGUUAUAUUUUCAGUAUGAAGGUUAUUUUCUUAACUUCUGCACUCCAGAGAUUUCUAUUUUGUAGUACCUUCAAUAAUAUAUCAACUAUAUAUGGAAAAGCACACUUGAGCAGCUAGGGAACUAUUUUGAAAAAUAUAUUCAAUAUUUAAAGAUACAAACAAUAGUGCUUUAAAAUACUACAUAAAAUGUUAUUUUAAAAGUUAUACUGGAAAGUGCAAUUUUAAAGUGAGUAGAAUCUCUGUUUCAGCUGGCAUUAAGGGGUGACGGUGUUACCAUGUGUUAUCUAUGACGGUUCUGUUUUUUUUGUUUUGGUUUUUUUUUUUAAAGAAACACUCGAUCUCUCCUUAAGCCCAUGUUGAAAAGACUUGUCACACUUCUGAGUCCAAACACUGGAAAGCUCUCACCUGCCACAUUACCCUGUUUCCCGUUUCUUCUCCAUGUGUCUUGCCCUCCCUACCCCCCUACUCAUUCCUUCCUUCCUAUCCCCACCCCCACCUCUGAGUCUGGCAAGUCUAGGGCAAAUGAAUUACUCUGAUAGAGAAA